CGCGGGCCCGCGGUGCGUUUGUGGCGGUUCGGUCGACUGCGCGUGGGUUCGGGCGAGCGAGGGAGACGGUCGACAGCAAGGGGGUCAUGAUGCUCCGUUGCUCGUUUUGCAACAAAGUUUUCCAAGGGACCCAAUUUCAGGCCACGCGGCACUUCUCGCAGACUAACUACUGGAAGGAUGUCAGCGACGAGGCGUUGUACGAGAUUGCUCGACGGACUCAACAGAAGCUCGAGGCCGACCAGAUGGAGAGGGUUGCCAGGUAUGCAGCGGAGUGCGGACUCGAUGUGCCCGGCACGGGUGGUGCAAGGGGAGGAGAGGCGGGGCGGCGUUCGGUGGACGGAGGGGUCGGGGGAGAUGGUGGGCAUGGUGCGGCAGACCCCACUUUGGGUGGUGGAGGCGGUGAGACGGAGGAGGGCGUGAUCAACGUAGAUCGCGAGGCGCGUGUUCCGGGUGAGGAGGGAGUCUCGGAAUGGGAGGACAUGCCAGAGUUUUAUCCAGGCACUGGGGAGAGGUUGGAGGACUGGCGGAGGCGAGCAGGCAAGGGAGCUGCAACGGAGGGGUCUUCCAAGAGGAAGGAAGGAGGAAGUGAUCCGCUGCCACCCCAGCAGGGAAGAGGCUUCGCCAACAAAAGCGGGGUCUCCUUUAAUGCCUUCCGCAACCGGGCGUGGAAGGCAUAUCAACAGGUGCUUCUUGAGCAGCCUGGCAGUUCCCCACGCGCAGUGCUCCCCAACCACUGCGAGAUUACGAGUAUGCGGGCGGUGGAGACCCACCGUGCGGAGUUGGCGGAGGAGUUGGAGGAGGUGAGGCAGCCAUUCUGGGUGACUGGUGCCACCUUCCUCUCCGAUGGGAGGAAAUUACGAGACGGGAGACCGAUCGUGAAUUUCCUUGCUGCUGGCUCUCGAGGGGUCGUCGUGUACACGACGAUCAAUCGAGAGGGCGAGGCGGACGAUGCAGUGCACGUCCUUCGGAGAUGGGUUACCAUCUUCCACGAGUUCACCUUCGGCGGGUCGCCGCGGAUCAAUGUGAUAUGCACUGACUCCGCUUCUGCCUAUGUGGGGGCUGCGAGGGCAUUGACCUCGCCGUUCAUACCUCCUGCACUGAGGAGGAUCACUUGGCUCCUGUGCUCCGUCCAUGUCUGCAAGAAAUUAUUGUCAAAAAUGGGGAUGAGUUGCGACGCGUUUGUGGAUGCGAUCACACGCGCUUGUGUGCUGGUGGUGUUUUUCAAAACCCACCAGGCCGCCCUUCAUUUUUUUAGGACGCGCAGCCCCGACAAGGGGCUGAUUCUUUCUUGCGAGACGCGGUUCGCGUCUAUUUACUCCAUGCUGGAGAGGCUGUUGGCCGUGCAGGACACUCUGCAGGACAUGAUGCGAGGGGACGACGCGCGGGCUUUUGCUUCCAUCUUGUUGUCCGCCGAUGUGUGCGUCAUGGCGUGUUGGGUGCGCCGACAGAUCAGAUGGGAUCCAUGGUGGCAGAGGGUGGCCACCAUCGUCCAUAUCAUGCAGCCCAUCAUAGAGUUGCUCAGGCGGAUGGAUCGUAGAGGACAGUACAUGUCCCUUAUGAUCGAGUGGACGCAGGAUCUUGUCCGCCAUUUUACAUCUUGCGCGCCAGCGGAGAGGAACUGGGCAGUCCACGAGGGCAUUCACACGAAGAAGCGCAACCAGUUGGCCUUCGAGAAGGUCGUGCAACUCGUUGAGAUCACCGCAAAUGUGCAGUUGACUGAGUAUCGGCGGGCUGGAUGCGGUUAUGUGCUGCCAUGGCAGCGGGACGAGGGCAUGCUGGACUCCCAGGCAGGACUCGAGUUUGAGCCUGUGCACUCGGGGACUCGCAGGGGGAUGACGGAGGAGAAGAUUGUCUGUCAGGUUGCACUUAUUACCCGGGAUCCCAUCGGGGCGUCUGCACCACCCUCGGCUGAUGCCGUUUUCGAUAGACGUGAUUGCAUUUUUUGUCCCUACCCCAGGGAGGACGACUCAUACGAGGAGCCGAUACCCGAGGCGGCAGAUGACCCUGCGCUCCGCAUUCCCCAGAUAUCGACGAGACACACGAGGAUCCCGACUCCAAGGAGACGAGGGCACACACUGCACGACGGGCAGCGGACCGGGCGGAGAGGGAGAUGCUGGGGGGAGACGAGGACUUUUGGGGCCCAUUCGGUGAGGUCGCUUCCACUGGCGGCCCUUAGGCGCAGACGACGACCCCCACUCCGACGAGGCGGGAUUCGUCCAUGCCGCCACCUCCUGCUCCGAGUCCUGCACCACUUCAGCCGGACAGGGAGGAGUUGGGGUCCUCUUUGCCUCAGUGCGGCCUUCUCCAUAGAGGCGGGGCCUGUCCGCCAGCUUAGGUUACGAUCACCUUCCCUGGGGAUAUUGCAGGAGGAGGGGGCACCUUCGGCAGCAGCAGUGGAGAGUUCAGUGGCACCAGCGGCGGUGCCGGACGCGACGAUCGCAGCCGCGGUGGAGGAGAUAGCAGCAGCAGCAGCAGCAUCAGUGCUGGAGGAGAUGGCAGCAUCAGUGCUAGAGGAGGAUCCACCGGCGGCAGGAGUAGGGGCAGCAGUGGAGGGGCAGGUGGCAGCAGCAGGAGGAGCAGGUGGAGGAGCAGCAGCAGUGGAGGUUGAGGUGGCAGCAGCAGUGGAGGAGGAGGAGGCACCGUCGGCAGCUGCAGUGGAGGAGGAGAUAGCGGCACAGGCCGAGGUGCAGCGUGGGGGCGAUGACGAGCGCCUCGUGCAGCAGUUCCUCACGGAGGAGCUCGGUCCGGCCAUAGCAGGUAUGACCCCGGGUGUGGCGAGGGGGUUUGGGAUUUCAGAUUCGGAGAUGGGGACCCACUUAGACUUAGAUUUGUCAAUGGCCCUUCCACCUAGUUGCAGCGGGGCGACAUCGACGGACCAGGCUCCAUUGAGGGACGAGCCGCCAAGACAGACUUCGACGCAGACCACGAGAGAGAGGACGAUGACUGAGUCUCCAGAUGCAGCACGCAACAUCAUGGAGCGAGAGAGGGCUAGACUUUUGGCAUCGACUGACCCGCGUGCUCAGGCGUUCGCACGGGCCGUAGUGGAGGCCAGGCGUCAAGAGAUAGGGGGGGAUUAUGUGCAGGAUGGGGUGGUGGCGGGGGAGGACGUUGCGGAGGGAGUGGCAGCAGAGCCGGUACCCGAGGCUAUAUCGGGUGGAGCAGAGGCAGCGGACGUUGCUGUAGAGGGACGGCCUGAGGCGGUGGAUGAGGCUGUGCAAGCAGGACAGCGGCGAGUCAAGGAGGCUAUACACGCACGACGCGAGGUCCAGGAGAUAGCGACGGGUACAGUCGUUCCCCACUUUGCUCCGCAGGAGGUCCGUCGUCCUUUGGAUGCAGAGGAGUUGGCGAGAGAGGCUGUGCGCGAUGUUACUCGCUUGGACCGGCGCAUCUUCGACCGGAGGCUCGAGCAUUCACCAUGGAAGUCGAUCCCUUCGGUUCGAUGGGGUCCCGCAUCGCCGGUGUGGUCUGGGUCUACCUCCACCGGAGGACAUACCACGGGACAUGUUCCAGGGGUUUCGGGUGGCGUGACGGAGACAGCGCCACGCACAGGAGACAUGCCACCCCCUCCUCCCAGAGCACCUGCAGGCGAUCCAUCAUCGUCGCCCACAGCCAGAGGCUCUCGAUCCCCACACACGCCUGGGAGAUCUAGGAUUCGUGACACGACAGCAGUUCAGCAGAACGUGUCUGACAUGACAAUAUUCGGGAGGACAGAUAUAGAUUUGGAUUCCACCCGCCGUGUCACGGAGCACACUGCACGCCUUCAGCCGGGCUUGGGAGGAGGAGGCGCUAGGACGACCGCAGCGAGGGAGGUACCGACUUCAGGUUGUGAGCCUCAGCGAGGUCGUGGCAGAGGAGUGUCCACCGAGACCUUGGAGUACGCUCUGAGAGCAGCGACGCGUGUCGUGCAGGAGCAAACUCCACGCAAGCGUGGAGUGCCUCCUCGUCCACGCCCCAUGCCUGCAGAGGGAGGCACAACACUUGGAGAGAGUUCGGGGGUAGAGGGGUUGGGGAUGCCUCGUGGAUCCCGCCGUGAGCAGACCAUUGCAGAGGCUAGUGCGAGGGUUGUUGUGUUGAGGAAGCGAGGUGGCCCAGUCACCAUUGAGGAGGAGGAUCCUAAUACGGAUGCGUCUGUGCGGAAUGCGGACGAGGAUUACGAGGGCGAGGAGGGGGGAGAGGAGGAUAGCAGGAGCGGUUCUGAUGGUGACGACGACGACUAUGAUGAGCCCCCACCUUCCCCAGGACCCCCACCGACGCGUACAUUUAGACGCUUCGCUGCACGGACUUCUUCAUCCUCACGAGGGAGGAAGAGUCAGAUGCGGGGGGCCGAGCACUUCACGAAGGGUAGGUGCCCGAGGGUGACACCAGAGGUACUUGUCGACAUUUGGAAUACGACACAAUACUGUUUCGACCAGCGGCGAGAGAGACAGGUGCGGGAUUACAUGGAGUAUCAUGGCAUCCGUAAUAAAAAAGAUGUGGGAGUUGGACUGUCGGAGGAUGACGAGGUGCAGCAUGUUUUGGACAGGGAGGGGGGGAACGGCGAGGGAGGAGAGUGCGGUGGCGACGACGAUGAGAUGGGCACAGGGGCGGAGGGCGAGGGACCGACGGACGACGGAGGUGAGGACGAUGUGCAGGAGUUAGGAGCGUCCCUGCAAGGCAGAGCAUUCAAGUGGUGGUAUAUUGGUGGUGUCUCAUUUGAGAGGACGAGGAUGGCCAAGUACAGUGCCCUCACAAAACAUCUGCAGAAUAUGCCCAGGGGCAUGAGGCCUGCUUUGCCCCAGUUCAAGCGCAUAGCAGCUAGUGACAUACAGGAGGAGCGUGCGCAUGUAGCUGAUAAGCUACGUGACAUACGCGAGCAGAUGCAGUACACGAGGGCUACCAUCCUCACGGAUGGGAGGAAGUCCCUGAACUCUGAGCCCAUCGUGAACUUCUUGGCAGCAGGACAGUCGGGCGCCUUCCUUUUCACAACGGUGCGCAGGGAAGGGGUUGACGCAGAGACGUCAAACGUCGUCUUGCAGCGCUGGAAGAAGGUGUUUGAGAAGUUCGGCACGAAGAACAUCAACUCCAUCUGCACGGACUCUGCAUCAGUUUAUGUCGCUGUCGGUCGAGCGCUUUGCAACGAUCCCGAUCCGGAUAAGAAUGUGGCGCAGAUGACACUACAUGGGUUGUGUGUUCGGACAUCGGCGAGCGAUUUUGCACACCAUAUAGGGUCGGUUUUUGGUGGUGCGAGUUCUGGGAUGUUGACAAGGGCUGCUAGAGCGUCAGGCGAGAUAGAGGAGGGCGAGAGUGGUGACGUCAUGCCUCUGUCGCCGGUUCCACGUGUUGCCAGAAGGCUAGACAUGGACCCCGAGGACGUGCUUGAGGAGGAGCGUUUGAGACAGACGGUGUUGAGGUGUGCCACGACACAGCGGCUUGCGUGGGAGCAGGACACGACCAGGGAGAGGGAGAUGGGGUGUAUUGUAGAGGAGGUCACUGGCGCAAGAUUAGCAGCAGAGUGUACACACGAUGGUCAUGCAGAUGUUGUAGAUGGUGGUGGACUUUUCACAGAGGGACACAUGGUUGAUCGUGCAUAUGGGGAGAAGGAGGGUGCGAGGAGAUCACACUCAGGAUGGUCCUGUCGCGGUGGAUGUUGUGGUUGCACAUCGCAACGAGGAGGAGCGACAUGUGGACCCCGACGGCAUUUAUCGAAGAGGCUUUUGGAGGUUGUGCCUCCAUCUUCUUUCGUGCCUGUUAGUCCGCCAUUACCCUCGGGGGUAUCGGAAGAUAUAGGGAGGUCUAUGGAGAUGGCCGACUUGUUCGAGCAAUUGACAGGUCAGAGGGUUAUCGAGCCGGGAGGGGUAUCAUGGGAAGCAGGGUUAGUCGCUGGAGGGACACGACCGGCAUGUGCAGGGGUUGUGAGUGGACGAGGAGGCGAGUCUGGUGGCAGUGUUGUUGGCGGCGGAUGUGGUCCCACAAUUGUCGGCAGACGCUCGGGCCUUUCGGGCGGGAGUGUUGGUGGGGGAGAGGGUUCUGCUGCAGCAGCGACGACAGGAGGGCGAGGGCAUGUGCAAGGUUCUCCAUCACCUUCAUCGAAGGCGAAGGGGAAGUCCGUAACGUGGAGCGACAUCAAUAGGGUCACGCGCAAACUCAAGGAUGCUAUGCCUGGGGUUACGGAUGAGAGGAGGGAUCAUAAGGGGAGGUUGACGGAGAUGUUUGCGGACGCAGCAGGCUGGGUACAAAAGGGAGAUAGGUUGGAGCAUCCUGGUGCCGGAUCGUCAUGUGUAACUGAGCGUCGGGGCGACAAGGUGGUUGCACCGCCGUCACGACCGCCCGCAGCAGGUGUGGCACAACGAGAUGGUCAUCAACGUCCCAAAGGGCGACCUUCCACACGUGCUUUGCCAGGUGCCCGACUCCCCUCCGCAUUGCUGGCGGAUCCCCCUGAUCCUGUCACAUUGUAGACCAGCCGUGGAGCUUGUCUUUCGACAGCACACAUGAUACUGAAUGAGGAGCCACGGCGUUAG
Chara braunii is the source of this 6497-nucleotide messenger RNA. Lineage: Eukaryota; Viridiplantae; Streptophyta; Charophyceae; Charales; Characeae. The record is from the annotation of a GenBank genome assembly.